This is a messenger RNA of Macrobrachium nipponense, 1540 nucleotides long. Its product is annotated as putative nuclease HARBI1. Bases 291 to 1490 code for a protein of 399 amino acids. The transcript has 3 exons. Lineage: Eukaryota; Metazoa; Arthropoda; Malacostraca; Decapoda; Palaemonidae. The record is from RefSeq and is a predicted model, not a curated record.
UUGGAACGAUAGUGAGGGAGGCGUCGCAUGGGUACCCCCUUGCGAUGGCAGAAUUGAAAGAAUGUAAACUUCAACUCUGCAUUAAAAUACAUUUGCCAAAGUGACUCAUCUACAAUGUCUAUCGAAAAUAUGAAACAAUUUGUGGUAAAAAGACCUGAAUAACAGCACAACAAAGGUUUUGAAAGGUACACUUUUAAGAAGUCUUUGCCUGCCGACAACAGAUGAGUUCGAGCUCACCAUAACAUAAACAAGCAGUCAGUCACCCUUAUUGGAAUUCUUUUUCUUCAAAAAUGGAUGAAUAUUUGGAAGAUUUGCUUGAAAUAGAAGAAAUUGCAGAAUGGGAAGAAAUGAUCAACAGGCAGAGGCGGCAACGCAAAAAACGAAUAGAUCCUCUUCUGUAUUAUUCAGAAAAGGAGUUUCAACAGCGAUACAGACUUUCAAAGGAACUGUUCACUGAAUUGUUAGAGAGAAUAGAACCUCAGUUACCUAAUUCACUGGACCAAAGAGGACAACGAAUUUCUCCAUGCAAUCAAUUUUUGGUAACCUUAAGGUACAUGGCUACUGGAAAUUUCCAGUUGACGUUGGGAGAUUGUUCAGAUAUGGCCCAGAGUAGUGUGUCGAGGUGCCUUAAGGAUGUUUGCGCUGCUGUUGCCACCCUUGCACAAGAAUUUAUCAAAUUCCCAACUCCACAGGAUGAGAACAAAAUGAUGAUGGAGUUUUCACAAAUAGCUGGAAUGCCUGGUGUGAUAGGCUGUGUAGAUGGUACUCAUAUACCUAUAAAGAGUCCUGGAGGUCCUAAUGCAGAAUUGUACAGGUGCAGAAAAAUUUUUUUUUCUAUAAAUGUCAUGGUUGUAUGCGAUGCUUCUUUGAGGUUCACUAAUGUAAUUGUAAAUUGGCCAGGCAGUGCUCAUGACUCCAGAAUAUUUUCUUCUUCAAGACUAGCACAGAGCCUAGAGUCUGGUAUGUACAGAGGUUUUUUGUUGGGGGACAGUGGUUAUCCAUGCCGUCCUUAUAUAAUGACACCAUUUCUUGCUCCCAAUACACAUAAACAAAGACAUUAUAAUGUUGCGCACAUCAGAACUCGCAAUCUUAUAGAGCGCGCCAUAGGACUGCUUAAAAAAAGGUUUGCAGUGUUAUCAAUACCGGUCAGAACAAAGUUGAAUAAUACUAAGAACAUAAUAAUUGCUUGUGCAGUCCUUCAUAAUUGUGCAAUAACAAACAGAAUACCUCUACAGGAUGAAGAAAAUCUUGAAUUGGAUCCUGGUGAACCUGAUGUGGGUAUCAUUGAAAGAGCUGACAAUAUCCAAGGAGCUCAACGUAGAGCCCACAUUGUUGACAGUUUUUUUUUUAGUUUAAGUAGAUUAUGUAUUUAUUUUCUGUUAAUUAGGUUUAAAGUAGUGCAAGGAACCCCCGGUUCUGGUAAUUUGCACUUUAAUAAUAAAUCUAUAAUCUUAUUACUUGCAUUAUUGAAGAACCAUUUUAAAUUUUGAAUUGAAUAAAGUGACAACACAUUAACCCGAGAAUGCUUUUGUCAGAGCUA